Messenger RNA from Gracilinanus agilis (Agile Gracile Mouse Opossum), 642 nucleotides. Its product is annotated as sex-determining region Y protein-like. NCBI's taxonomy places the organism in Eukaryota, Metazoa, Chordata, Mammalia, Didelphimorphia, Didelphidae. The coding region runs from base 1 to 642 and encodes 213 amino acids. Gene Ontology annotation, biological process: negative regulation of transcription by RNA polymerase II; cell differentiation; positive regulation of transcription by RNA polymerase II. The transcript has a single exon. The record is from RefSeq and is a predicted model, not a curated record. Gene Ontology annotation, molecular function: RNA polymerase II cis-regulatory region sequence-specific DNA binding; DNA-binding transcription factor activity, RNA polymerase II-specific.
AUGUAUAAUUUGUUGGAAAUAAAAAGCCCUUUUGUGGAAGGGAAUUUGAGGGUCAGUGACAUAGUGAAAAAUAACUGGGACAGUAGAUCGGGCAGUACAAGUCGGGUGAAGCGGCCUAUGAAUGCUUUCAUGGUGUGGUCAAGGAGUCAGCGGCGCAAAGUGGCUCUGGAGAACCCAAAAAUGCACAAUUCGGAAAUCAGUAAGCUAUUAGGAGUGUCUUGGAAACUGCUGACGGACAGCGAAAAGCAACCAUACUUUGAUGAGGCCAAGCGUUUACGCGCCAAACACAAAGAGGAGUAUCCAGAUUAUAAAUAUCAACCUCGUCGGAAGACAAAAUCCUUUCUGAAUAACAGGCAAAGGUGUUAUCCAAAGGACCGCUGUACAAAUGGGACAAGUUCGCUGACACACGAGCAAGACACACAAAAAGAUCUCUACUUCUUAACUACCCCUCAGAGUUAUGAAAGUAACGCUUUGAUCUCAGAAAUUUCCACCUUCAACUAUGCACAACAACCCUGCACCAUGUACUUGGGUAACUGGAUUAAUAUGAGAAACCUUCCACCGGAACAAGAAAAUCCAGAAAUGUGGCCCCUGCAAAAUUCCGGGACUGUGGUAAAUAAUACUGAACCUCUAAUUUACAUAUGA